Molecule: messenger RNA, 960 nt
Organism: Macrosiphum euphorbiae (potato aphid)
Lineage: Eukaryota; Metazoa; Arthropoda; Insecta; Hemiptera; Aphididae
Source: the annotation of a GenBank genome assembly
AUGCAAAAGUUAUCCAAAGCCCUCAGACCGGCGGUGGCGUUGCGCCGGAUCAGCAGCGGCUCGUCCGCGGCGGCGAAUUUCGAUCUCAACGGAGUGUUCGUGCCCAUACCCACUCCGUACAAGACGAAUGGAGACGUCGACUACGGAGCGCUGGCGUUCAAUUUCGAACGAUGGGAAAAAAUACCGUUUAGAGGUUACUGUGUGGGCGGAUCCAAUGGUGAAGGACCAUAUUUAAAAGCCGAAGAAAAAAUAGAAAUGGUGUCCAAAAUUCGAUCUAUGAUUGGAAAAGACAAAUUACUGAUUGCUGGGACAACGUGUGAAUCUACUAAAAUGACGUGUGACCUUAGUAAAGCCACAGCUGAAGUCGGGGCAGACGGCGUUUUGGUGAUGAGUCCUUUCUACUUCAAAACCAGAAUGACGGAGGAAUCUUUGUACGAGCAUUUCGUGUCGGUAGCCGACUCGUGUCCUGCGCCGGUCAUAGUGUACAACAUGGUGCCCGUGACCGGUAUCGACCUCAGCGUCGAAAUACUGAAGAAAAUGUCCUUACAUCCAAAUAUCGUCGGCGUUAAGGAUAAAGACAUGGGAAAACUCGCAGCGCUGGUCACCGAAACGCGAGACCAGAGAUUCCAAAUCGUUGCCGGGUCGGCGAGUUACUUACUGGCCGCCAUGCUCGUCGGUUGCUCGGGCGGGAUAAACGGUCUGGCCGCUGUACUCGGCGAACCGUUAUGUAAGAUGCACGAACUGGCGUCGGCGGGUCGGUGGCAGGAGGCAUUGGAAUUGCAGAGGAAACUUGUCAAUAUCGAUUUGCUUCUCAUGCAAGAAUGUGGACCGGCCGGUCUAAAAGCUGCGAUGGAACUUUUGGGCUACAGAGGAGGUCUGUGUCGAUCUCCAUUGCCGCCAAUCACCAACGAGAAAGUUGCAAAAAUCAAACUGACGCUGGAAAAAGAUGGAUUUUUGUAA